AUGGCUAAGUACAACGACUUAUUAGCUUUCGUUACCUAUGGAAAGCCGAGUUUUCUGAUAGUCACAGAAACGUGGUUAUCCUCGUCAAUACCAGAUCAUCUUUUCUCCAUGGGGGAUUACACUAUCUUUAGGGCAGAUCGCACUCGUACCAGAGGAGGGGGCGUUUGUAUUUUUAUUGCGAAUCACCUUUUAUCUGAAUUACAUGUAGCACAACUCAGUUUUGACACUGGCAACAUAGACAGUCUUGUUCUUCGGAUUUCCUGCAAGAACUUCUCUUUUGUACUAUCAUGUGUUUACCGACCACCUGGUACUGAUUUAACAUCAGACCACAAUUUAUUCUUAAAAUUAUCAGAUCUAGUUGAGGCUUAUGAAAAUGUAUUCGUGUUCGGUGACUUUAAUAUGCCCGAUCUAAAGUGGCCAUUAAACCCUAAGUUAAAAUGGAGUCAGUCUAACCAACUAUUGGUUGACUUUUUGAUGAGCACUAGAAUGCUGCAGCUGGUAGAUCAGCCAACGAGAAUUCGGCGAAACCAACAACCAUCAACGCUAGAUUUAGUGAUGAUAUCGGAUGCAAAUUUAUUGGCGAACUUGGAGUAUCUAGACCCGAUAGGUAAGUCGGAUCAUGUUCUAAUUAAGGCUGACAUGCAGAUGUGUUUUACUCCCCGCAAACGAACAAUCACGUUCAGCAGAUUAGUCACUAAUUAUGAAGAUAUCAACACUAGAUUAUCUAAUAUUGACUGGUCUUUCAUUUCUACACACACUGACGUAUCUUCCAGCUGGGAUGCCUUUAAAUUACGUCUCCAGGAGAUCAUUGACAGUUGUUCAUCUCGAGUCACCGUUAAGAAAUCUUCUACCAAACCAUGGAUUGACGGCAAGAUACUUAAGCUGAUUAAUAAAAAACGGUCGUUGUGGCGAGCGUACAAACGUACAACUAAGGAAAACUACGAGAAACAAUUGGUUGCCGAUGCAAAUCCCAAGCGGUUCUACAAAUAUGUCCGCUCAGCCAUAAAAGGGUCCUUCGUUCAAAUGCCUUUGAUUAAAGAUGGAAAUGGCCAAAUUGCUAGUAGUCAGCGUGCUGCUGCUGACAUUUUCGCUUCAAGUUUUUCGAAGAUAUUUGUCAAGGAACCUCACAUAACAAUGCCCGUCAUAAAUGGUCCAGCAAAAUCAGAAAGUCUUGAUUUUGUCCACUUCACUAAAGACUCGGUACUUAACAAACUGCGAUCGCUUAAGGAGGGGAAAUCUCCGGGCCCCGACGGUCUUUCUGUCAGUGUUCUAAAGAAGUGUGCGAAUUCGUUAGCAGGCCCACUUUCCGUACUUUUUAACCAGUCCAUCGAUACGGGUAUUCUACCAUUAGACUGGAAAACUGCUCUGCCCAGGCAACAUGAUGUCGUCUUUUUCACGUGA
Messenger RNA from Zophobas morio, 1401 nucleotides. RefSeq lists its product as uncharacterized. Lineage: Eukaryota; Metazoa; Arthropoda; Insecta; Coleoptera; Tenebrionidae. Gene Ontology annotation, molecular function: catalytic activity. The transcript has 2 exons. Gene Ontology annotation, cellular component: extracellular matrix. The record is from RefSeq and is a predicted model, not a curated record. Gene Ontology annotation, biological process: cell adhesion involved in heart morphogenesis; larval heart development. Bases 1 to 1401 code for a protein of 466 amino acids.